Trichomycterus rosablanca is the source of this 899-nucleotide messenger RNA. RefSeq names its product methyltransferase like 27 (gene mettl27). The transcript has 6 exons. The coding region runs from base 68 to 745 and encodes 225 amino acids. The record is from RefSeq and is a predicted model, not a curated record. Gene Ontology annotation, molecular function: S-adenosylmethionine-dependent methyltransferase activity. NCBI's taxonomy places the organism in Eukaryota, Metazoa, Chordata, Actinopteri, Siluriformes, Trichomycteridae.
CAUUUGGAUUAACUUUUGCGGCUGCUGAACCUCAACAUGCGAUCAACUGAUCUAAUUUAAAGCAUUAAUGGCUGGCACCAGGUCAUUUGCAGACGUCAAGAAUGUAAUCCUUUCUGCUCAUAAAAACACUGAUCCGCAGGAUAAAGUUGGCUUCUACAACUACUGGGCUGAGAACUAUGAACAGGAUGUAGGACUGUUGGACUACCGUGCUCCUCAGUUAGCUGCAGAAUGCAUCAGUUCAUCCUUCAGCUGUGAUAAAGAGAGUGCAGUUAUUCUGGAUGUGGCCUGUGGAACAGGGCUGGUUUCUGCACAUCUUUGGAAAAUGGGGUUUCGUCAGUUUGUUGGAGUAGACGGCAGUGAGGGAAUGCUGAAUCUGGCCAGAAAAACAGAACUCUAUCAGGAGCUGAAGCAGUGCAUGCUGGGUCAGGAUUGCUUGCCUGUACAAGAUGAGUCAUAUGACAUUGUGGUAAUUGUUGGAGCUCUGAGUGUUGGGCAAGUGUCUGUGCAAGUUAUUAAGGAGCUCUGGCAAGCCACAAAGCCAGGAGGUUUUGUGUGUAUGACUACAAGAGGAAACACAGAUAAUCUAGAGUACAAGGCCGAGCUGGAAAACAUGAUGAGAUUGAUGGAAGAUGAGCAGAAAUGGAGCUGUGUGAGCAUCACUGAAGUGGAAGACUGGGAGAGGGCCGUGGCUGAGCAUGAGAGUGGAUACAUACCUGGAUCUGUUUAUCUGUAUCAGAAAAUGUAAACACACAGUUGGAGAAAUAUUCACUUCCAAGCAGUGAUUUACAUACAUACAGGAAUUCCUUAUAGAAGUUAUUACGUCAAACUUUAGUCAGUUUUUAUUACAUACACAAAGAUAGGACAAAAAGUAAUAAUAAUAAUAAUUUUUUUAAAAAUAC